UUCUAGCUUAUCACUUCUUGUUUAUAUCUUAGGUAGGAACAACAAACUUAUCAGUCUGAACAUGGCUUGGAACAAAGUGUGCGGAAAAGGCGCAGUUGCAAUAUUUAGAGCGCUCAUGAUAAAUUCUAUCCUGGAAGUGCUGAAUAUUUCUUGGAAUGGUUUAGGGUAUGAGGGUGCCGUGGCUCUAAGUAAAUGUGUAAAGCGCAAUGUUGGACUGCGUGACCUUGACGUGUCUAACAAUAGGCUUAACUGGAGAUGUGCCUUCCUUAUGGCUGAGGGACUUAGGUCAAACUUUACACUCGUUAAACUCAGGAUCGGGCAUAACCCUCUAACUACUACAGGUUGUAUGGAUAUACUGGAAGCCGUUGCUACUAAAGAAAGUGCGAUAACUUUGUUAGACUUUACUGAGAUACCUGUGUUAGGAGCGGCUGAUCUCCUAGCUGCAACCAUCAGUAGAAGGAGGACAUUCCAGUUCUUCCACGGAGGAAUCGUCCCAACCCAUGAUAAAUUAGGACAACGACUUGGCAGAGAAUUGAAUCCGAUGUUACGAAUCAUUGAGUACCUUCGUUUAUUGGGACUGCGGCCAUUAGAGCUUAUGAAGUCAUUUGACAAAACAUCUUCGUUUGAAUUACCACGGGAAGAAUUCAUCGAUCAAAUUAAGAGGAUUGGCGUGAAGUUGCACCCCUACGAGAUAGACGCAUUAGCAAAUUCCAUUUCCGGAAAAGGAUACAAUAAAAAUGUGAUAAAUUACAGGAAGCUUUCCUUAGCUGUACGCGAAGUUGUAAUGGCAGAACGAGAACGAAAGAUACGGGAGCGGGAAGAAUGGCUACAGAUUAAAACAUAUCACGAGAGUAUACUAAAGAAAGGAACGCUGGAUGAAUAUAUCAGUCAUUCCGGAAGUACAAGGCUAAUAGAUCCAAAGGACUCAUUGAAAAUGAAAAGUUUCCAAACUAUCGCACCAAGUGGGACAUCACGAAACAGUACUGGCUCAAAACCUGGUUCACCGGACUCGAAUAAAGUAUUGCAGCUGUCUCUGUGCUCACCACUGGCCCUUUCCAAGUCAGUCUUAGAGCCUGAUAAACAGAAAAGUAAAAGACGAAACAGAAGGAAAGAGAUCCAUAACGUUUAAAUAUUUCAAAAAAUAUUGAGGAAUAUUCGAAACGAUAUUUUAUUGAAUCUCAAGAGCUAAAUGUAUUUACAAGAUUGUCCACCAGAAGACAUAUUUCCUAAGCUCAGUGCAAAACUAUUGUAUAUUGUUCUUUAUUUCUAUAUACAGUUACAAUACUUUUGCGUUGAUCUCGUGAUUUUCCUUUUCAGUGUAUGGAUAACUGGCGACAUGUUUUGUUAGUAAGACCCUUGUUCAAUUGCUUUUAGACGAAUAGUAACAUUUAAAUUAGAGAAAAGUAUUAUUUCAGUGUAAAUUUAAUUUAGGAAGCUUACUAGUACUUGACAAUAUCACAACAUAUGUUGAACAUCUAGACCUAAACUACAUUACAGUACAUGGCCGACAUUCACUCUCGCAAGUUCCCAUCCUGUAGAUUAUAUCAAAAUGAUACAACAACAGUUCUCUAAGAGUUUGAGUGCCUUGCCCAUUGACUGAUGGCAAAACUUUCACGUUCAGUUUUAAGAAACAAUAAAAAAAACAAAACAAUACAUAAUCACAGAACGACCAUAUUUUUUUUCUUAUCGUGAUGUAGCUCUUAAUGAAAAGUUUUAUUACGUCUGUCUAUGGUCUAUUUUGGACAUUUAAUCUGUCUGCAGAUCUAUGUUGUAUAAAAGUACAGUCUAAAUAAUGAACAGAAAUCAGACGCACCUCAAUGAACAAUUUAAAACAAUUUUGAAAAGUGUCUAAGAUUUUUACGCCAAUAAUGUUGUAUGAGUUAAAAGAUAAAAAAUAAAUAUUGGUUUUCUUUGAAUGACCUGGUUCUUUGUUUCGAAGUUAUACAGAACGUAAAGGCUAGCAAUAGAGUCGAAAGUAAUUUGUUCAGUAGUAAGUAGAUUAAAAGUGACCAAUCAUUGUACUGUCAACGUACAUGCACAUAAAAAUUGAAUAAAUCAUGACUCGUAGUUUACAUCCACAAAUUCUCAGAAUAAGACAAACAAUAUUACAGUCUGCGGACCUAAUCAUGUUACAUAACAAUCUGCACAAGACCAACUUUUAUCAUGAUUCAUUCAGUCUUGUGUGUCAAAAAUAAAGUGAAUAUUACAUUUAAUAGAUGAGAUAGCACAUUUUAUUCAAAUGUAUAUUUGCUUUUGUACAUUAUUAAUUCACAUUCAUCUGUCAUAUGUUUAGUAUAAAGGUAAGAAAUCCCAGCAGGCCACACUCAUUUAAUGUACCUCCUGUCAGGCGGAUGUCUAGAGAAGAAUGUUAAAACUAUUGACAAGCAUAUUGUGUUAACAUUACAGAUGUUUUUCAGUUUUAUGUUAUUUGUAUUGCCAUUAAUUUAAUAAACU
This is a messenger RNA of Mercenaria mercenaria, 2454 nucleotides long. RefSeq names its product leucine-rich repeat-containing protein 74A-like. Gene Ontology annotation, molecular function: GTPase activator activity; small GTPase binding. The record is from RefSeq and is a predicted model, not a curated record. Gene Ontology annotation, cellular component: perinuclear region of cytoplasm; cytosol; nucleus. The coding region runs from base 62 to 1129 and encodes 355 amino acids. The transcript is spliced from 8 exons. Gene Ontology annotation, biological process: activation of GTPase activity; nucleocytoplasmic transport. Lineage: Eukaryota; Metazoa; Mollusca; Bivalvia; Venerida; Veneridae.